Mesoplodon densirostris (Blainville's beaked whale) is the source of this 1299-nucleotide messenger RNA. It is a transcript of the gene SH2D6, whose product is annotated as SH2 domain containing 6. The record is from RefSeq and is a predicted model, not a curated record. NCBI's taxonomy places the organism in Eukaryota, Metazoa, Chordata, Mammalia, Artiodactyla, Ziphiidae. Gene Ontology annotation, cellular component: cytoplasm. Gene Ontology annotation, biological process: cell surface receptor protein tyrosine kinase signaling pathway; intracellular signal transduction.
AUGAAGCCCUUGUCGGUGGUCCUGCAGGCCACACCCUUUCCUCUGGCAGCCAGCCUAGGGGGUGAGGGACAGGCCACCACGCUUCCUCUCACCACCAGGGGCCGCCCUUUGCAGUGGAACAACCGCUCAGCUUUUCCGUUGGUAAAGGUGGGGAGGGUGAUCUCAGGGCUCUCCACACCUAUCAAGGAAGGACGUGCAGAUGAAGACACAGCUGACAAGCUCAGCAGGAGCAAGGCCAGGUUGGGGCCACACCUUCCACCCCCAAGGUGUGCAGACUCCCCUGCUUGGAGAAAAGAUGACCCCUGCCCGCCUCCUCUGUCUGCCCCAGGGACCUGGAGACGCAGGGCCCAGGAGGAGGAGCAAGAAGAGGAGGAUAAAUAUGAGCUGCCCCCCUGUAAGGCUCUACACCUAGCCCCCGCCCACCUUCCUGGCACUCAGGAGGACUCUUUGUACUUGGCCCAAGGCAGCGUGGAGCCCACCGGAGGCCACAAAGCAGAGCUGGCCCUUUGGGAGGCGAGGCCCUGGCAGGGCGUCAGCCAGUGUCCUUCUGGGGAGGGCCUCGCCCAGAGCUCCUCUUGGGUGCUCACGCUCUCUGAGCACAGGACGGGGGAGGUGCUCACGGGCGCCCCCUUCCGGGCAAAGGAGCACUUUCAAUCAUUCCAGGUCCACCUUGUGCCGGGCCCAGCAGAGAAGCCCGAGGAGGACAUUUACCUAGAUUGUGAGUCCAGUCCAGUCCCGGCCUUGCCUCAGACUCUGAGCUCCCAAGUCCUGAGGCCCCCAGUCCCUCUACCAAGGACAUCAGUGGGGGCCAGGUGAGUGCCGCAGGCCCCCACAGCCCCCCAGGAAGCUCGGAAUGGAGCACCGAAUGCCACCUCUAAAGGUGAGUACCGCCAUUCCUCUCUCUGCUCUGUAGCCGCCACCCAGAACGCCUCAGCUGCCGAGGAAGGCGAUCUGCUGGGCCAGCCUUGGUACUCAGGGAACUGUGACCGCCAUGCUGCUGAGAGCGCCCUGCUCCGACGCCAAAAGGACGGGGCCUACACCGUGCGCCCCAGCUCAGGCCCUCGCGGUUCCCAGCCCUUUACCCUGGCAGUACUUCUCCACGGCCGGGUCUUCAACAUUUCCAUCCGCCGGCUGGAUGGCGGGUGCCACUACGCCCUGGGCCAGGAAGGCAGGAGCCACGAGGAGCUCUUCUCCGUGGCCGCCAUGGUCCAGCACUACCUGCAGCACCCCCUACCGCUCGUGGACAGACACAGCGGCAGCCGGCAGCUCACCUGCCUGCGCUUCCCCACCAAGCCCUGA